UGAUAGAAACAUGGGAAUUUGGGAAUAUACUCUUUAUUUGACCACCACAGCCUGCCUAUGGAGUGUGUCACUUCAGGGAGAGCAUCAGAGGAGACUCUACAGAGACCUGAUGAAAGACUAUAACCCACUGGAGAGACCCGUGUUCAAUGACACACACUCACUCACUGUGUAUUUCACCUUCAGUCUCAUGCAGAUUAUGGACGUGGAUGAGAAGAACCAAGUACUUACAACCAACAUUUGGUUGCAGCUGUACUGGUAUGACUACUAUCUUCAGUGGAACUCCUCUGAAUAUCCUGGAGUGACGAAUGUGAGAUUCCCUGACAGUCAGAUCUGGAAGCCUGACAUCUUACUUUAUAACAGUGCCGAUGAAAGGUUUGACGCCACAUUUCACACUAAUGUGCUGGUGAACUCCUCUGGUGCCUGCCAAUACCUCCCACCAGGGAUAUUCAAGAGCACCUGCUACAUCGAUGUCCGCUGGUUCCCCUUUGACCUUCAGAGGUGUGAUCUGAAAUUCGGCUCCUGGACGUAUGGCGGGUGGUCUCUGGACCUGCAGAUGAUUGAUGCUGACAUCACAGGAUAUAUCGCUAAUGGAGAGUGGGACCUUGUGGAGGUUCCAGGUCGAAGGAAUGAGAAAUUCUACGACUGCUGCAAGGAGCCGUACCCAGAUGUGACGUUCACCGUGGUGAUGCGGAGACGGACGCUGUACUACGGUCUGAAUCUGCUCAUUCCCUGUGUGCUCAUCUCCACUCUGGCUCUGCUCGUCUUCCUGUUGCCGGCCGACUCGGGAGAGAAGAUCUCUCUCGGGAUCACAGUCCUGCUCUCACUGACAGUUUUCAUGCUUCUGGUAGCAGAGAUAAUGCCGGCGACAUCCGACUCUGUACCCUUAAUAGCUCAAUAUUUCGCCACCACCAUGGUUAUUGUUGGACUGUCUGUGAUAGCCACAGUCUGGGUCUUACAGUAUCACUACCAUGAUCCUGAUGGAGGAAAAAUGCCAAAAUGGACCCGUGUGGUGCUGUUGAACUGGUGCGCGUGGUUCCUGCGGAUGAAGAGGCCCGGCGAGGACAGAGUUCGCUCAGCUUGUCACAAUAAGCAUCCGCGCAGCAGCGUCUCCAGCGUGGAUCUGAACAUCAGCACUGGAGCCACACAGUCCACCAAUGGAAACCUGCUGUACAUCGGCUUCCGUGGGAUGGACACUCUUCACUACGCCACUUCCCCGGACUCAGGGGUGAUCUGCAGUCGACUCGUCGCCUCGGGAGAGGAAGAUGUGCUUCUCCCUGGAGCUCCGGCGUCUUCUGUUAGCAGCGGUCCUAGCGAAACUGAACUCUCCAAAAUCUUGGAUGAGGUUCGGUACAUUGCCAAACGCUUCCGGGACCAAGACGAGGAAGAGACUUUGUGUAACGAGUGGAAGUUUGCAGCUUCUGUCAUUGACCGUCUUUGUCUCAUGGCCUUUUCCCUGUUCACCAUUCUCUGCACCAUUGGUAUCUUAAUGUCUGCCCCGAACUUCGUAGAGGCCAUAUCCAAGGAUUUCUUCACCUGAGGCCAAGGCCCUAUUGUAGUUAUUUUUACUUCUCAGAACCUCUUAAGUGUAACGAUAUACUUCUUUUAUAGAUUAACUCUCUAAAAUUUGACAUGAAGGAAAUCGUUCACC
This is a messenger RNA of Rhinichthys klamathensis goyatoka, 1648 nucleotides long. It is a transcript of the gene chrna7a, whose product is annotated as cholinergic receptor, nicotinic, alpha 7a (neuronal). The transcript has 10 exons. NCBI's taxonomy places the organism in Eukaryota, Metazoa, Chordata, Actinopteri, Cypriniformes, Leuciscidae. Gene Ontology annotation, cellular component: neuron projection; postsynaptic membrane; synapse. Gene Ontology annotation, molecular function: transmembrane signaling receptor activity; acetylcholine-gated monoatomic cation-selective channel activity. Bases 11 to 1537 code for a protein of 508 amino acids. Gene Ontology annotation, biological process: nervous system process; monoatomic ion transmembrane transport; regulation of membrane potential. The record is from RefSeq and is a predicted model, not a curated record.